AGAAGAUUGAGGUUAGGUUAGGUUUUUUCAUUUUUCAAAAAUUUAAAAAUAAACAUUUCCACUCGAAAAGAAAAGGGAAAAGGCCUGUAGUUGUGUUAUUUUUGCUUUGAGAUUUUAACACAAAGAUGUCUACAAGAUGGUAUCCGAUUUAUCAGAAAACCGGCCCCCAACUUCGCGUAUUCCUCCCAAACUUCUGGAUGAAACUGAUACGAACUACAGAGAAACAACCGAAAAACAUCGUUCAGUUUUCUUGUUCAAUGCAAAUGACUCAAUUCGACAUUAAAAAUUAUCUGGAGAAGAUUUACAAUGUAAAAACUGUGGAUAUUAGAACCAGGAUUGCUUUGGGAAAGACAAGGAAAGAUCCAGGGAAUGGGUACGUUAUUAAAGAAGAUGAUGCUAAGUAUGCUUACGUCACAUUGCCAAAAGGAGAAGAAUUCCAAUUUCCAGACUUAUACCCUGAUGAAAACAAGGAUAAAGAAGAUUAUGAAAAAUCUUUGGAGCAGACCAAACAAGGAUACAAAGACUACUUGGAAAAAAAUAAAGGACGACCCGGAAUGCCCGGCUGGUUUACAAUUUAAAUGUUUCUUUCGAAAAGAUAGCAAUUUUUUGUAUAUAAUUAUUAAUUAAAUGUAGGUAGUUUUUCUGAUUUA
Ceutorhynchus assimilis (cabbage seed weevil) is the source of this 650-nucleotide messenger RNA. Lineage: Eukaryota; Metazoa; Arthropoda; Insecta; Coleoptera; Curculionidae. The record is from the annotation of a GenBank genome assembly.